UUGGCAGCGCACUAGCGUUCUUGUUGUCCACCCUAAACGCACGAUCAUCAUGUGUUCAAGGUCCAUUCGUAUCAGGAUGGCGUUGACAGGUGCUGACUAUGCGUACUAUCGCGGGUCAUGUAUCGGCAUCUGGGCCAUUUUAACGAUUCUAGGCUGAGGCCGAUGUGCAUGGCGUCCUCAGUGCUUCUGGGCAAUGCGUUGGACACGUGUUAAACUGCAGGCUUCGUUUGCCACGACAACAGUGCGUUUACGAUCUACAAAACCACUGUAGCACACGAAAACCAGACAGCACCAACCUCGACAUCAGCAUGGGUGGAUGUGUCAGUUCCUUCGUUCCUUCCAGACGCAAAAAACCCGUGGAUUUAGAGGCAGGCCGGGUUGAGGCUAAGCCACCGAAACUUGAACAAGUUCCAGAGCCAAAAACACUACUCCCAGCUCCGGAGGAGCCCAAGACUAUCUACAUAGCUGUGAUGGGCGCCACAGGCAGUGGCAAGACAACGUUCAUCAACAUGGCAUCCGGCUCGGAUUUGCGAGUUGGUAUGGGGCUCGAGAGCUGUACAAACGAAGUACAGACGUCCCAAUCAUUCAUGCUGGAUGGAAAGCGCGUCGUUCUCAUCGAUACGCCUGGCUUUGAUGAUACGACAAAAAGCGACACGGACGUGCUGAAGAUGAUAGCUGCUUACCUGCAGACUAUGCACAAGCAAGAAAGACUUCUGUCUGGUGUUAUUUACAUGCACCGAAUCUCCGACGUUAGAGUUGGAGGUACAUCAAGACGUGAUUUUACCAUGUUUCAAGAGCUGUGCGGUAAAGAGGCGUACAACAACGUUCUCAUGGUUACGAACAUGUGGGGCGACGUAAACGAGGCUGACGCCGUGGCGCGGGAACAAGAACUGCGCGAAAAGGACAUAUUCUUUAAACCAAUCCUCGAUAAUGGCGCUCUUCUCCUACGCCACAUGAAUGAUCAAGAAAGUGCACACAAGAUCCUUCAGAAGCUGACUGGCAUAGACCCCGUGGUCUUACGCAUCCAAAGCGAACUCGCAGCAGUGAAUGACAUCACUCAGACGGGUGCUUUUGCGCAGCUGAACCGCGAACUCAUGGAGCAGGCGGAAAGGAACCGUCAAGACUUGGAGAAGUUACGAGUAGAGAUGGAGGAAGCUGCCCAGGCGCAAGAUGAGGAGACGCGAAUGGAACUCCAGGAAGAGUCAGAGAAAAUGGAAGCGGAGCUUUUACGCGUGCAAAAUGAGGCUGCGACGCUGGCAUCCGAAUAUCAAGCAGAACUUCGGAGAAUAGAAGAGCAACUCCACGCGCGUGCUGGAUGAAUAGCUUAAUUCAAUCGUCCCGGCGAUCGUUUGGCUGACAAUACGGACAAUCCUGACUCCCUGCCCGUAGUGUAGUGUGGACUACAU
This is a messenger RNA of Suillus bovinus, 1406 nucleotides long. RefSeq names its product P-loop containing nucleoside triphosphate hydrolase protein. NCBI's taxonomy places the organism in Eukaryota, Fungi, Basidiomycota, Agaricomycetes, Boletales, Suillaceae. The coding region runs from base 309 to 1319 and encodes 336 amino acids. The transcript is spliced from 5 exons. The record is from RefSeq and is a predicted model, not a curated record. Gene Ontology annotation, molecular function: GTP binding.